AUGCCAGCCACCUCGCUAGGCGCCUCCUCCCCGGCCUCCGGCAGUCCCAGGGCCACUCCGACCGAGGGUGCCAGCCCACCUGCCCCGAGCACCAGUGUGCCGCCCCCGCACCCGACCCCCGCGGGGACUGCCCCCAGUGACACCUCCAGCCAGCCUGUCGCCACGGAGGGGCCCUCUCCGCCGUCAGUCACGUCCUCCGCCACGCCCAGCAGCACCCUCUAUGCUCCCGCCUCCACCGCCUCGACUCCCGUGGCCACCCAUAGCCUGACCUCGUCCACGGGGGUCGCCACUCCCAGGGACACCGCAGCCCCGGCCACCUCUCUCACGGCCCCUCUGGCCUCGGCCUCCGCUGCCCACACCACCAGGGCUGCUAGCACCCUCCUGGUGACCACACCCGUGCCCACGGCACCGUCCAGGGCCCCGGUCCUCACCUCCUCCACCGUCGGCUCCCCCGGGAGCACCCUCACGUCCGCAUUCACCUCACCCCUCCCGGCCUCCGCCACGCUGCACACAUCCACGACUCUCCCUCCCUCCUCGGUCAGGACGGGAGCCCCCAGCUCGUCGCCCGCCACCACCGAGGCCACAUCCACCGGCCCCGCGGGUCCAUCCACCGCCACCUCCACCGCCACCGUGGACCUCGGCUCCACACUCGCCCUGGCCAGCGCCUCAGCCACACCCACAGCCCCGGCCACGGCCUCGGCCACGCCCAUGCCCACGCCCGCGGCCACGCCCACCACCGGGAUCAUCUCCUCCGGCCCCAGCACCCACCACACACACAGCACCUCCCCUGUCCAGGCAACCUCGGCCAGCACGCCGGCCGCCCCCUCCAUCUUCACCACUCCCCGCAGCACGGCGACUCCCUUCCACUCCAGCACCAUGCCAGCCACCUCGCUAGGCGCCUCCUCCCCGGCCUCCGGCAGUCCCAGGGCCACUCCGACCGAGGGUGCCAGCCCACCUGCCCCGAGCACCAGUGUGCCGCCCCCGCACCCGACCCCCGCGGGGACUGCCCCCAGUGACACCUCCAGCCAGCCUGUCGCCACGGAGGGGCCCUCUCCGCCGUCAGUCACGUCCUCCGCCACGCCCAGCAGCACCCUCUAUGCUCCCGCCUCCACCGCCUCGACUCCCGUGGCCACCCAUAGCCUGACCUCGUCCACGGGGGUGCCUCGCUCCCCUCCACCUGCCCCCAGCACAGAGCCCGCCUCCGCCUCCACCCCGAACACCAGCCCUCUGCCCACCGACACCACCACACUCCCCACCACCCACACCACGGCCGGCCCCUCGCCUCCCGCCAGCACUCCCACCGGGUCCACCACGCAGGUCGCCACUCCCAGGGACACCGCAGCCCCGGCCACCUCUCUCACGGCCCCUCUGGCCUCGGCCUCCGCUGCCCACACCACCAGGGCUGCUAGCACCCUCCUGGUGACCACACCCGUGCCCACGGCACCGUCCAGGGCCCCGGUCCUCACCUCCUCCACCGUCGGCUCCCCCGGGAGCACCCUCACGUCCGCAUUCACCUCACCCCUCCCGGCCUCCGCCACGCUGCACACAUCCACGACUCUCCCUCCCUCCUCGGUCAGGACGGGAGCCCCCAGCUCGUCGCCCGCCACCACCGAGGCCACAUCCACCGGCCCCGCGGGUCCAUCCACCGCCACCUCCACCGCCACCGUGGACCUCGGCUCCACACUCGCCCUGGCCAGCACCUCAGCCACACCCACAGCCCCGGCCACGGCCUCGGCCACGCCCAUGCCCACGCCCGCGGCCACGCCCACCACCGGGAUCAUCUCCUCCGGCCCCAGCACCCACCACACACACAGCACCUCCCCUGUCCAGGCAACCUCGGCCAGCACGCCGGCCGCCCCCUCCAUCUUCACCACUCCCCGCAGCACGGCGACUCCCUUCCACUCCAGCACCAUGCCAGCCACCUCGCUAGGCGCCUCCUCCCCGGCCUCCGGCAGUCCCAGGGCCACUCCGACCGAGGGUGCCAGCCCACCUGCCCCGAGCACCAGUGUGCCGCCCCCGCACCCGACCCCCGCGGGGACUGCCCCCAGUGACACCUCCAGCCAGCCUGUCGCCACGGAGGGGCCCUCUCCGCCGUCAGUCACGUCCUCCGCCACGCCCAGCAGCACCCUCUAUGCUCCCGCCUCCACCGCCUCGACUCCCGUGGCCACCCAUAGCCUGACCUCGUCCACGGGGGUGCCUCGCUCCCCUCCACCUGCCCCCAGCACAGAGCCCGCCUCCGCCUCCACCCCGAACACCAGCCCUCUGCCCACCGACACCACCACACUCCCCACCACCCACACCACGGCCGGCCCCUCGCCUCCCGCCAGCACUCCCACCGGGUCCACCACGCAGGUCGCCACUCCCAGGGACACCGCAGCCCCGGCCACCUCUCUCACGGCCCCUCUGGCCUCGGCCUCCGCUGCCCACACCACCAGGGCUGCUAGCACCCUCCUGGUGACCACACCCGUGCCCACGGCACCGUCCAGGGCCCCGGUCCUCACCUCCUCCACCGUCGGCUCCCCCGGGAGCACCCUCACGUCCGCAUUCACCUCACCCCUCCCGGCCUCCGCCACGCUGCACACAUCCACGACUCUCCCUCCCUCCUCGGUCGCCACUCCCAGGGACACCGCAGCCCCGGCCACCUCUCUCACGGCCCCUCUGGCCUCGGCCUCCGCUGCCCACACCACCAGGGCUGCUAGCACCCUCCUGGUGACCACACCCGUGCCCACGGCACCGUCCAGGGCCCCGGUCCUCACCUCCUCCACCGUCGGCUCCCCCGGGAGCACCCUCACGUCCGCAUUCACCUCACCCCUCCCGGCCUCCGCCACGCUGCACACAUCCACGACUCUCCCUCCCUCCUCGGUCAGGACGGGAGCCCCCAGCUCGUCGCCCGCCACCACCGAGGCCACAUCCACCGGCCCCGCGGGUCCAUCCACCGCCACCUCCACCGCCACCGUGGACCUCGGCUCCACACUCGCCCUGGCCAGCGCCUCAGCCACACCCACAGCCCCGGCCACGGCCUCGGCCACGCCCAUGCCCACGCCCGCGGCCACGCCCACCACCGGGAUCAUCUCCUCCGGCCCCAGCACCCACCACACACACAGCACCUCCCCUGUCCAGCACGGCGACUCCCUUCCACUCCAGCACCAUGCCAGCCACCUCGCUAGGCGCCUCCUCCCCGGCCUCCGGCAGUCCCAGGGCCACUCCGACCGAGGGUGCCAGCCCACCUGCCCCGAGCACCAGUGUGCCGCCCCCGCACCCGACCCCCGCGGGGACUGCCCCCAGUGA
This is a messenger RNA of Cervus elaphus (red deer), 3288 nucleotides long. Its product is annotated as mucin-5AC-like. Lineage: Eukaryota; Metazoa; Chordata; Mammalia; Artiodactyla; Cervidae. The transcript is spliced from 4 exons. The coding region runs from base 1 to 3288 and encodes 1095 amino acids. The record is from RefSeq and is a predicted model, not a curated record.